Juglans microcarpa x Juglans regia is the source of this 718-nucleotide messenger RNA. Its product is annotated as probable calcium-binding protein CML43. Gene Ontology annotation, molecular function: enzyme regulator activity; calcium ion binding. The record is from RefSeq and is a predicted model, not a curated record. The transcript is spliced from 2 exons. Bases 1 to 717 code for a protein of 238 amino acids. Lineage: Eukaryota; Viridiplantae; Streptophyta; Magnoliopsida; Fagales; Juglandaceae.
AUGUAUGUAAAUAAACAAGUGCAGAUCAAGGUUUUUACCAAGGAGGUCAUCGGCAAUCGGCAGUCGAUGGUGCAGAAGGCAUUCCAUCCGUUGGUGGAGAAGGCGUUUCUUCCGUCGAUGUCUAACAUAACGGGAAUAACCGAUGCAUGCUCAAGACUGAUUGGAGACCGCGUGUUGCAUGCAUUUGGAAGUUCAAGAGCAAGCUCAGCGGCAACUCACCUUGGUGAGGACCAUCAUGGUUGCAAGCAACAGAAUGCGCGCAAGGUUGAUGACACAAUGGUCCGAGCUCUAAUCACCGUGUUCGGAAUGAAAAACAAUGGAAGAAUCAAGAAGGAGAAUGCGCGGCGAGUGGUGGAGAUGCUUGGCUUGAUAUAUAGUACUCCUCCUUCCGAGGAAGACAAAUCUGGCUUUGAGCUACCUGGCGAAGGUGUUCUAGACGACGACAAUGAAGUGCCCAUAGAGGAGGAGGUGCUUGGCGGCUUCGAGGAUGCGUCGAAGCAAGCCGCCAAGCACCUCGAGUUACUGCGUGAAGCCUUCAAGAUUUUCGACGAGGAUGGUGAUGGAUAUAUAGAGGCAGUGGAGUUGAAGAGGGUGCUGGAGUGCUUGGGAUUGGACGAGGGGUUGGAUAUGGAUCAGAUCGAGAAGAUGGUGAGAAUUGUGGAUUCGAACUUGGACGGGAAGGUUGAUUUCAGUGGGUUCGAAUUAAUGAUGAAGUGAA